Messenger RNA from Suncus etruscus (white-toothed pygmy shrew), 1308 nucleotides. Its product is annotated as T-box transcription factor T-like. Gene Ontology annotation, molecular function: DNA-binding transcription factor activity, RNA polymerase II-specific; RNA polymerase II cis-regulatory region sequence-specific DNA binding. Bases 1 to 1308 code for a protein of 435 amino acids. Gene Ontology annotation, biological process: positive regulation of DNA-templated transcription; mesoderm formation; heart morphogenesis. Gene Ontology annotation, cellular component: nucleus. Lineage: Eukaryota; Metazoa; Chordata; Mammalia; Eulipotyphla; Soricidae. The record is from RefSeq and is a predicted model, not a curated record. The transcript has 8 exons.
AUGAGCUCCCCGGGAGCCGAGGGCGCGGGCAAGACCCUGCAGUACCGCGUGGACCACCUGCUGAGCGCCGUGGAGAGCGAGCUGCGCGUCGGCAGCGAGAAGGGGGACCCCACGGAGCGCGAGCUGCGCGUGGGCCUGGAGGACGGCGAGCUGUGGCUGCGCUUCAAGGAGCUCACCAACGAGAUGAUCGUCACCAAGAACGGCAGGAGGAUGUUCCCGGUGCUGAAGGUGACCGUGUCGGGGCUGGACCCCAACGCCAUGUACUCCUUUCUGCUGGACUUCGUGGCCGCCGACAGCCACCGCUGGAAGUACGUGAACGGGGAGUGGGUGCCAGGGGGCAAGCCCGAGCCGCAGGCGCCCAGCUGCGUCUACAUACACCCUGACUCCCCCAACUUCGGGGCGCACUGGAUGAAGGCGCCCGUCUCCUUCAGCAAAGUCAAACUCACCAACAAGCUCAACGGAGGGGGCCAGAUCAUGCUGAAUUCCCUGCACAAAUAUGAGCCCCGGAUUCACAUAGUGAGAGUCGGGGGGCCUCAGCGCAUGAUCAGCAGCCACUGCUUCCCAGAGACCCAGUUCAUAGCAGUGACGGCUUAUCAGAACGAGGAGAUCACAGCUCUGAAGAUCAAGUACAACCCAUUUGCUAAGGCCUUCCUGGAUGCCAAGGAAAGAAGUGACCACAAGGAGUUGAUGGAGGACACAGGGGACCAGCAGGCCGGCUACUCCCAAUCAGGGCCAUGGCUUCUCCCCGGGACCAGCAGCCUCUGCCCGCCAGCCACCCCCCAUCCUCAGUUUGGGGGCACCCUCCCCCUGCCCCCUGCACACAGCUGUGAGCGGUACCCGGCGCUGAGGACACACCGCCCGGCCCCCUACCCCAGCCCCUAUGCUGCCCACCGCAACAACUCGCCAACCUAUCCGGACAACUCUGGGUGUCUGUCCAUGCUCCCGGCCCACGAUGGCUGGCCAGGCCUGGGACUGCCCCCGCCCCCCAGCGUGAUCCCCAUGGGUGCUGCCAGCUCUGCCCCCAAUGGCUCCAGCCAGUGUCCCAGCCUGUGGUCACUGAGCAGUGGCGCCGUCACCCCAGGAACACAGCCGGCAGGGAUACCCAAUGGUCUAGCUGCCCCGUUCUUCAGAGGCACCUCGGCCCCCACAGCACCCCUCAGCCACCCUGUUCCCGCUACUGUGUCUUCGGGGUCUCCUUUGUAUGAGGGGGCUGCCUCGACCACAGAUACCACCGACAGCCAGUGCGACACUGCGACCCAGGCCCGCUUCCUGGCUUCCUGGAUGCCCGUGUCACCACCAUCCAUGUGA